AAAUGUUGGAUACGCUCUUCUUUCAACAUCCCUCCUUGGCUCAACCUGUGGGACCGCAACUUGGUUUACCAGCAAGUUUUUGACUUUAGACUUGGCAUCACCCAACAACAUCUUUUUUGUUUUCUUCUCUCUUCUCUUGUCGUCCGGCGGCUGCCGUCCUUAAAUGGGUACAGAACUAAAAUUUUCAUUUAGUAUCCCUUUUACCUGCGUGUAAAAAACCAGAAUAUAUACUGCAAUAGCAUUUCAAUCUGUUACGUGAAAUCAAUAAUACUCAUGUAUUGAAUUUAAUAUCCAGUACGUGGGUGGGUAGGCUGAUGCUUAAAAUAUACUCGUACUACUUUUGAAGAAAAUGAAAUAUAUUAAAGACAGUGAGUGAGAUCGACAGGGCAGCAUCAGGUAGCAGCUGCAAGGAAACAAGACCUGAAGAGGGACGAGAGCUCAAUUACAGAUUUACUUUUACAAGCACAGCAGCAGCAGGAAAAAUAGUUUGAACCCUUGUACCAAUGUCAACUAUGUCUCAGCUUCACCGCUUAUCGCUACCCAAUCACUAUCACAUUUUCAAUACCAAUAGGUCUAUUGAUCUUAUUCAUAGUAAUCUUGCUUUCUCUUCCCCACCCACUUGUCUAAAACUCUUUAACUCUCCUCUUCCUAAAAACCAGCUCACCCAUUAUUAUCUCAUUACCAAAGUCCAUAUUCCUUGUGCCAAUAUCGCUGCUGCUGGUGGUAGCAAUAAUGAUGGUAUUGGCGGUUUUGGCGGAGGAGGUAGUGAUGGGACGAGCGGCAACAAUGAUGGAGAUGAUUCUUCCUCUUCUUCCAAUUUUGAGAGAUUUGGUCCUGUAGGGGCCUUUUUAAAUGGUUGGAGGUCUAGAGUGGCUGCUGAUCCUCAAUUCCCUUUCAAGGUUCUCAUGGAGGAGAUUGUCGGUUUAAGCGCUUGUGUUCUAGGUGACAUGGCCUCUCGCCCGAAUUUUGGUUUAAAUGAGCUUGAUUUGGUCUUCUCAACUCUUGUCGUUUGCUUCAUUUUGAAUUUCACUCUAAUGUAUAUCUUAGCACCUACAACUGCUUCCUCCGGGGUUGCCCUGCCUGCGCUUUUUGCCAGCUGUCCAACUAGCCACAUGUUUGAACCUGGUCCCUUCAGUGUACUUGACCGGUUCGGGACUUUUGUGUAUAAAGGAAUAGUGUUUGCUGCUGUUGGGUUUACAGCUGGAUUAGUUGGAACUGCUCUCUCCAACGGAUUACUUGCGUUGAGGAAGAAUAUGGAUCCAACUUUUGAAACUCCUAACGAGGCUCCACGUACAAUGUUAAAUGCUCUUACUUGGGCAGCACAGGUGGGUCUUAGUGCUAACUUAAGAUAUCAGACCCUCAAUGGUGUUGAGUAUGUGCUGGCCAAGGGACUUCCAUCAUUCGCAUUCAAGACUUCUGUAAUUGUUUUGAGGGUUGUGAAUAAUGUAAUGGGUGGAAUGUCUUUUGUGAUACUUGCAAGGCUGACAGGAUCACAAAGCUCUGGUGCUAAUGAAAGCAAGCUGGUCAGUAGUGAAGAGGUGGAAGCAUCCGCAACUGGUGAUGAGAAAGACAAAUUGCCACAAGAUUCUGAGAGCAGCGAAUCGGUUCACAAGUAGUAUAGUUUUCUCAAGUUGUUUUCUUGUAUGUUUUGAACUGACUUUUUUAUACAAAUGAAGUUUGAUUGUCAACUA
Molecule: messenger RNA, 1691 nt
Organism: Daucus carota subsp. sativus
Lineage: Eukaryota; Viridiplantae; Streptophyta; Magnoliopsida; Apiales; Apiaceae
Product: protein RETICULATA-RELATED 3, chloroplastic
Exons: 2
Coding region: 504-1616 (370 amino acids)
Source: RefSeq, a predicted model, not a curated record